Molecule: messenger RNA, 3135 nt
Organism: Amblyraja radiata (thorny skate)
Lineage: Eukaryota; Metazoa; Chordata; Chondrichthyes; Rajiformes; Rajidae
Product: high-affinity choline transporter 1
Exons: 9
Coding region: 989-2740 (583 amino acids)
Biological process (GO): acetylcholine biosynthetic process; neuromuscular synaptic transmission; synaptic transmission, cholinergic
Cellular component (GO): synapse; axon; plasma membrane
Molecular function (GO): choline:sodium symporter activity
Source: RefSeq, a predicted model, not a curated record
UACUAGGCGGCAUAGUUUUUGUAAACCAGCAUCUGCAGUUUCUUGUUUAGUUUUUUAGCUUUAUGGUGAGUGGGACAUAGUUUAAAGGAGACCCAGUGUGGUUUACAUAGUGGGUGGUGGGUGCCUGGAACGCACUGCCAGGGGUGGUGGUGGAGGCAGAUACGGUAGUGGCGUUCAGGAAGAUUUUGGAUAGGCACAUGCGAAUGAAGGGGAUGGAGGAUUGUGGAUUAUGUGCGGGCACUAGGAAUUUGGCUUGGAAUCAUGUUCGGCACAGACUUUGUGGGCCGAACAGCCUGUUGCUGUGCCGUACUAUUCAUUGGGUAGGGAGGAACUACACAAUGCUUGUUUUCACCGAAGUUAGGCACAAAAAGCUGGAGCAACUCAGCGGGUCAGACAGCGUCCCCGAAGAAAAGGAAUAGGCGACGUUUAGGGUUGAGACCCUUCUUCACACUCGUACUGUACUGUUUUCUAUACUCAAUGUUCCCCGGUAAAAAGCUACGCCGCCGGCCUUUCUCCGGGUUCUAUGGGUCGAAGAAAUUGACACGUUUUGGGAAAGAAACGAUGAUCACGCGGAUUGCCGAGAGCGAAGGAGAGCUUCAUCCCCGUGAAGCGAACGCGGAGAUUGGUGCUGCGAGUGCGAGCAACCUUCCCCAAACAAUGAAGGAUUCGCUCAGUGGUCUCAGGCGCCCGAGCAGCCAAUCUUCACAAAGCGCCGCGCUUCACUCGCCCUUCAACUGGGUGGCUGGCUGUGUGUUCACAAGCCCCUCACUCCUGAGGAGACGUAUUGACGACGGCGUUUAGCUGCGGAUUUCCGUGCUUUAGAACCGCCGGGGCGAUUUGCCACAUCCGAACAUUGUUGGCCCCAGUUUAUUUAGGAGAAAUAACCUAUUGAACCCAGUCCGCGUUGGAAUUCGCUCAACCCUAGCUACCAUCAAACCAGGUUUCCAAGGAUUAACAGCCGUAUUGCUGCCUUCGUUUCAAGAGGAAAAUGACAGUUCACGUCGAUGGGAUCGUAGCGAUCGUUAUCUUUUACAUGCUGAUCUUAAUUGUUGGAUUAUGGGCUGCUUGGAAAAGUAAAAACUCGCCCACGUUAGGGACCAUGGAUCGGAGUGAAGCCAUCAUGAUCGGAGAAAGAGAUAUCGGAUUACUGGUCGGUGGCUUCACUAUGACCGCGACCUGGGUUGGAGGUGGAUAUAUCAAUGGCACGGCGGAAGCGGUGUAUGUCCCUGGUUACGGAUUGGCGUGGGCACAGGCUCCAUUCGGAUACGCGCUCAGUUUAGUUGUAGGAGGCUUAUUCUUCGCCAAACCCAUGCGCUCACGGGGUUACGUGACCAUGUUGGACCCCUUUCAACAGAUCUACGGCAAGCGAAUGGGAGGACUGCUCUUCAUACCCGCUCUCAUGGGAGAAAUGUUUUGGUCUGCAGCCGUACUGUCCGCUCUAGGUGCAACCUUGAGCGUGAUUGUGGACAUCAACAUUAAAUUAGCAGUGAUUAUUUCCGCCGUGAUCGCUAUAUUCUACACUCUGGUCGGCGGAUUGUACUCGGUCGCGUAUACAGAUGUCGUCCAGUUAUUCUGCAUCUUCGUGGGUUUGUGGAUCAGCAUUCCUUUCGCCAUGCUAAACCCUGCAGUCACAGAUAUUGCCAUAACGGCAAAUCAUGAAGUUCACCAGGCCCCUUGGUUAGGAACGAUAGAUCCGAAGGACAUUUUAAUCUGGAUGGACAACUUCCUGCUGCUGAUGCUGGGUGGAAUCCCGUGGCAGGUAUAUUUUCAGCGAGUCCUUUCCGCUUCCUCUGCUACCUACGCACAAGUGCUGUCCUUUCUGGCUGCCUUCGGCUGUAUUGUCAUGGCCAUCCCGUCUGUUCUAAUUGGCGCAAUUGGAGCAUCCACCGACUGGAAUCAGACUUCCUAUGGUUUGCCUGACCCGAAAAGCGAGAACAAGACAGAUAUGAUUUUGCCAAUAGUGCUGCAGCAUCUAUGUCCUUCCUACAUAUCCUUUUUCGGUCUUGGUGCUGUCUCUGCUGCAGUGAUGUCAUCGGCUGAUUCUUCUAUUUUAUCAGCAAGUUCGAUGUUUGCUCGGAAUAUUUAUCAUCUUGCUUUCAGACAAGAGGCUACAGACAACGAAAUUGUGUGGGUAAUGCGAAUCACCAUAUUCAUAUUUGGAGGAGCUGCAACAGCUAUGGCAUUGCUGGCUGACUCAAUCUACGGCCUCUGGUUUCUGAGCUCAGAUCUUGUCUACGUUAUUAUCUUUCCUCAGUUAAUAUCAGUGCUCUUUGUCAAGGGAACAAACACGUAUGGGUCCAUUGCUGGAUAUAUCAUUGGCUUUUUGCUUCGAAUUAGUGGUGGUGAACCAUAUUUACACAUGGAGCCAUUUAUUUGUUACCCUGGAUGCUAUUUAGAGCAUUCCUUUGGAGCAGACCCUGUCUACGUUCAAAGAUUUCCCUUUAAAACAAUGGCAAUGUUAUUCUCCUUCUUGGGCAACCUUGGUGUUUCAUAUCUCGCCAAGCACCUAUUCGAAAGUGGAAUAUUGCCUCAAAAAUUUGACUUCCUUGACAGCGUUGUGUCACAACACAGUAAAGAAAACAUGGACAAAACCUUAUUGGUGAAUCAUGACAAUAUUACUUUGUCAGAGCUGGUACGUGUUAACCCAAAACACAGUGCUUCAGUUAAUACUUUCACCAAUAAGGAAGCAUUUGAAGACACUGAGCCAAUUCCUGAAUUUUCUAAAUCAGAAAAUGAUUGAUGCUAAAUCCUUCAUCUUUACAGUGUGCAGUGCAAUUAUAGGCAAUCAAGGGCAGUACAUUAACAAUACUAACUAAGGGAGCAUUUUUAGCAGGUAUCAAUAUUUUUAGCAAAGAAAAUUGUCUAUAUCAGUGCUUUACUGAUGAUUGUUCCCUUAAAUACUGUUGUACAGUAUUGUUUUAAUUCACACAUGUGAAAUCAAGUUGAGCUAUAAUUUUUGAAUCUCAAUAUAUUGUGGACUCUAGCUACUUCUCUAUUGGCACAGUACAGAUAACUAAUGCCAUCAUUUAUGUGAAGAGUGUGGUAUUGUGUGGCUUUAUGUAACUGGUGUUAGGAAUUCAUUGCUGCUAUGGUUUCUCCAAUGAAAGAAUUAGACUCAGCAAGUCAUGAUCUCAA